UUAUAAAGCACUCUACAUAGAACCUCGCGCUGACUAUUUUGUUGGAUAUUCACAUAACCUAGCGGAUAAAUGUGGAAUGUUCUGUUCCUGGUUGGGCUAGCCUCCCUCUCGGCAGCCAAGUUGCAGGACAUGGGACGAUGUAAUCGGGUUGUAGCAACGGAUGGUUUCUUCAACUUGACGAAGUUUUCAGAAGAAAACAAAGGUAUCUGGACGUUUGUGAAGGUUCCAGCUUCAAAAAAUAACAUGGAGCUCAAGUCGAUGUAUUUGACUACUAAAGCUACGAAGCGCCCUGGGCAGUACCACACAAUAAUUUAUUAUAAAAAUAAACACGACCACGAGUACAAGGUUUUCAGUGAUGAAGACAUUUCUGAUUCACUAUCUGGACACGUACUUGCAGUUACAAGAGGGAACAAGAAAAUAGAAUUUAAAAUUUCAUUCCUGAAGUACGUGCCUGGCAGAUAUGCGUAUUACUCAAUUUGCAGUGAAGAAGGAGGUGACAGAAAAGUAGAUUACAGAUACGUUGUAUCUCACGGUCCCCUAAACAGCGAUGAAGUGGCGGACAUACGAAGCCUAGAAGCUCAGUACAAAUUUUCAGGAGCUCUCAAAAACAUUUAAAAAGUUUUGUCAAUGAUUAUAAGUUGAUAAAAAAUACUAAAAUUAUACUUAUAGCAAUAAAUAUACCAUGAAAAACUAUAAUUAUGUA
Molecule: messenger RNA, 703 nt
Organism: Homalodisca vitripennis (glassy-winged sharpshooter)
Lineage: Eukaryota; Metazoa; Arthropoda; Insecta; Hemiptera; Cicadellidae
Exons: 5
Coding region: 70-615 (181 amino acids)
Source: RefSeq, a predicted model, not a curated record